Molecule: messenger RNA, 228 nt
Organism: Vairimorpha ceranae
Lineage: Eukaryota; Fungi; Microsporidia; Nosematidae
Exons: 1
Coding region: 1-228 (75 amino acids)
Source: RefSeq, a predicted model, not a curated record
AUGCACAAUCAAGAUAAUUUAUCUAAAGCAUCAAUGUUAAGACUUAAAAAGGAUGAGAAAAUGUAUAUUGAAGAAUUAAGAGAAUUUGAAAGUCAGCUAAAUAGUUUACAGAGCACUAUGGAUGCUUAUAAAGAAGCACUUCUUCUCAAUCAAAUAAAGGAGACAAAAGAAGCACUAAAGCAUGUGCAAAGAAGAUUAAAAGAUUUUGAGGUGUGUGGUGACAUGUAA